This is a messenger RNA of Parasteatoda tepidariorum (common house spider), 1607 nucleotides long. RefSeq names its product Hydroxysteroid dehydrogenase like 2 (gene Hsdl2). Gene Ontology annotation, cellular component: mitochondrion. Lineage: Eukaryota; Metazoa; Arthropoda; Arachnida; Araneae; Theridiidae. The record is from RefSeq and is a predicted model, not a curated record.
UUCGAAACAACUUCAAUUUUUUGUUUAUUUAUUUUCCGGGAGUGAGUAGACCGGAGAUUAUAUUCUUAUCUUAUUGAUUUAGCUUUUUUUCCUCUUAAGUUUUCAAGACAAAAUUUCCUGACUAUCUCUUCUGUAAAGCUUUCAAAAAUGAUUAAUACUGGAAAAUUAGCUGGCAAAACAAUAUUCAUCACUGGAGGUAGUCGUGGAAUAGGAAAAGCCAUUGGUUUGAAAGCAGCCAGUGAUGGAGCGAAUGUUGUGAUUGCUGCUAAAACUGCUACAGCACAUCCUAAGUUACCAGGCACGAUAUAUACUGCUGCAAAAGAAAUUGAAGCUGUUGGUGGAAAGUGCCUUCCUUGCAUUGUUGAUGUCAGAGAUGAGGAACAAGUACAAAAUGCCGUUGAUGCAGCUGUUAAUAAUUUUGGUGGCAUAGAUAUUUUAGUAAAUAAUGCAUCAGCUAUUCAUUUAACUGGUACAGAAGCUACACCAAUGAAGCGUUAUGAUCUUAUGCACAAUAUCAACACACGAGGAACAUUCUUAGUAUCUAAGCUUUGUAUACCACAUUUGAAAAAAUCAUCAAAUGCUCAUAUAUUGAAUAUCAGUCCUCCAUUGCUGAUGGAAUCCAUCUGGUUUAAACGACAUGUAGCUUAUACUAUGGCCAAGUAUGGAAUGUCUAUGUGUGUCUUGGGAAUGGCUGAAGAGUUAAAAGAAGACAACAUUGCUGUAAAUGCUUUAUGGCCCAAAACAGCAAUCGCUACUGCAGCAAUGGAAAUGCUUGGUGGAAAAGAUAUCACUAAGAACUGUAGAAAACCAGAUGUUAUGGCUGAUGCUGCAUAUGCAGUGUUUAUGAACAGAAACUCAGGUCAAUUCCUAAUUGAUGAAGAUGUUCUGAAAUCCCAGGGAAUUACUGAUUUGGAUCAAUAUGCAGUUGAUCCAACUCAACAGUUGUCUCCUGAUUUUUUUCUUCCAGAGGAGCAUUUAAAAUCAUUUUCUGUUAAUUUGGAUGAACUAUAUAUGUCCGGUGAGCAAAAGCCUGCCGAUAACUCUGUGGAAACUGUCUUCAACAAAAUAAAAUCUGUUUUAAAUGAAGAAGUUGUCAAGAAAACGUCUGGUGUCUACUCAUUUCAAAUUACUGGUCCAGUUAAUGAAGAAUGGUAUGUUGACAUGAAAAAUGGAUCUGGAUCUGUUGGCAAAGGAUCCCCACCAUCCGGUAAAGCUGAUGUCACUCUUAUCCUGGAUCUUGAAAGUUUUGUAAAUAUGUUCACUGGUAAAUUGAAACCUACAAGUGCUUUUAUGUCUGGUAAAUUAAAAUUAAAAGGUGAUAUGUCUUUAGCAAUGAAGCUGGAAAAGUUAAUGUCACAUUUAAAAUCAAAAUUAUAGAAAGUUUUUAUUUCUAUGCUCUAUAAAUUGUUAAAGUUAAUUAAAUGUUAUCUUUAACUAUUAAAAUGUAAAAGUUUGGAUAUUUUAUAUGUUAAAAUAUAUUGUUAACAUAACAGAUGUUUUAAUUGUCUUCUAAUAUUGUAUGUAAAUGAAUUGUUUUUCUACUUUAAAUUUAUAUUGUAUUUGGCAAGUUUUGAACAAACAGUAAUAAAAUUUUAUUUUUCUUAAAA